This is a messenger RNA of Meyerozyma guilliermondii ATCC 6260, 894 nucleotides long. RefSeq lists its product as uncharacterized. Gene Ontology annotation, biological process: mitochondrion organization; lipid homeostasis. The record is from RefSeq and is a predicted model, not a curated record. NCBI's taxonomy places the organism in Eukaryota, Fungi, Ascomycota, Pichiomycetes, Serinales, Debaryomycetaceae. The coding region runs from base 1 to 894 and encodes 297 amino acids. The transcript has a single exon. Gene Ontology annotation, cellular component: mitochondrial outer membrane.
AUGACUGUUCAAGAUUUGUCUCAGUUGGUUGCGGUUGCGCCAGAACCUUUGAACGCCAACGACUUGCCCGAUCCCACCUUCAAUGCCCACUCGCCUCAUUCUCAUAAUGAUCCCUGGCUUCGGAAAAUCAUUCGUGUUUUAGUCCCAAUUCAGAAAUACAGCAGUAUGGGAUUUGCAUCCUUUUUAGGGCUCCAUGUAACCUCGGUGGCAAUUAUACCGGGAUUAGGGGCUCCAUUGCCCGAAUCUCAGCAGAUUUUCGAAAUGGGAAGAGCUUUAUACCAAUGGGCUCCGGUUGAAAAAUUCAUUUUUAUCAGUUUGGGAAUUCAUGUAGUCAGUGGAAUUAGUCUUCGAAUUGCCAGAACGGUUCUUGGAACCCGCAGAAAGAAGAGGAACAGUUUUGAGCCCAUCAAAAGUCCCGAAGACGACGAUAUUGGCCUUGGGGGAAUCACCAGUUUACUUGGAUUGGGAUAUAGACGGUCUUGGAUCUCCACCCAAUUUCCUGGAUUAAGUCCAUUAUCAUUUUCCGGCUAUGUUCUUAUGCCGUUGCUCGCUUACCACUACUACAAGUUUCGGUUAAGGCCGUUACAGGUGGACGGAGACUCUUCUCUCGUCAAUCUUCACUACGUUGCCUACGUUCUCAAGGGCUCAGUAUGGGGUCAUAUUGGCAAUUGGGUCAAUACCUUGCUGUUGGCAGGUUUGGUAUGGGUUACUAUGUACCAUUGGGUCAGUGGAGUGAUGAGAUACCAACGUUGGUUCAGUGCUAGGAGUAGAUGGUGGGGGUACGUUGUGAUCAAUUCGGUGACGGCGCUCGCCAUGGUAUCCAUCACCAGGCUCCGUAUGCUAAAGCUCGAUACAGAUUAUGUGGGAAGACACUUUAUGGCGUAUGUUCAGUGA